GAUGACUUUGCAGACCAUCAAGAAAGUAGACAGAAAAAGGCCGUUUCCUUUUCAUUCUGCAAUUUUUUUCUUUCUUGCUAUUACCCAGAGAGCAGAGAGAGCUGAAAGUCUGAAAUGAAUCAACUUUGGAUCCACAAAACUUCACUCUCUGCAAAUUAAACUGAAGCUUCUGUGUCUGAUUGAUGUCCACCGACUGAUCAUUUGACUUUCCCACUCCCUCUCCACCGCUCGAUCCCUCUCUUUCUCUCCUUCAAUGGGAGGCCGCUGCUCCAGAUUCUCCCUCUGCUGGUUCACCUCCCACCUUAAACCCUCCGUCCUCGAAUCCUCCGAACUCGAGAAUGGGGGCAAAAGUGACAAAAACUUAUGGCCGAGCUUCACUGAAUUCAGCCUGGACCAACUGAAAACCGCCACGUGUGGCUUCUCCUCCGACAACAUAGUCUCGGAGCACGGCGAAAAAGCUCCAAAUGUUGUCUACAAGGGAAAGCUCGAUAACGGCCGUUUGGUCGCCGUCAAGCGAUUCAACAAGCUGGCCUGGCCCGACUCUCGCCAGUUCCUGGAGGAAGCGAGAUCGGUGGGGACGCUGAGGAGCGAGAGAUUGGCGAAUCUGAUUGGAUGCUGCUGCGAAGGAGAUGAGAGGCUGCUUGUAGCGGAGUUCAUGGCUCAUGAGACUCUGGCUAAGCAUCUGUUUCACUGGGAGAGCCAGCCCAUGAGAUGGGCUAUGAGGUUGAGGGUGGCUCUGUAUUUGGCUCAAGCUCUAGACUAUUGCAGUGGCAAAGGUCGUGCUCUGUAUCAUGAUCUCAAUGCCUACCGGGUCUUGUUUGAUCAGGACGGUAAUCCCAGGCUGUCAUGCUUUGGCCUCAUGAAGAACAGCAGGGAUGGCAAGAGUUACAGCACUAACCUGGCUUUCACUCCUCCUGAGUACCUCAGGACAGGUAGGGUGACGCAAGAAAGUGUAGUUUACAGCUUUGGAACCUUAUUGCUGGAUCUUCUAAGUGGCAAACAUAUUCCCCCCAGCCAUGCACUAGAUCUAAUUCGUGGCAAGAAUUUCCUGAUGCUGAUGGAUUCUGCUCUGGAGGGUAAUUUCUCAAAUGAUGAUGGAACUGAGUUAGUACGCUUAGCUUCACGCUGUCUGCAAUAUGAAGCUCGUGAGAGGCCAAAUGCAAAGUCCAUCGUCACUGCUCUCAUGUCACUUCAGAAAGAAACAGAGGUUGCAUCACAUAUUUUGAUGGGUAUCCCACAUGAAACUGCAUCCUCGACGCAGCCAUUGGCAUUAACACCUUUCGGAGAAGCUUGUUCGAGAAUGGAUCUCACUGCCAUACAUGAAAUAUUGGAGAAGAAUGGAUACAAGGAUGAUGAGGGGAUUGCUAAUGAGCUUUCUUUCCAGCUGUGGACUAAUCAAAUGCAGGAGACCUUGAAUUCUAAGAAGAGUGGAGAUUCCGCUUUUCGAGCUAAAGAGUUUGCCACUGCAAUUGAUUCCUAUACACAAUUCAUCGAUGGCGGGACAAUGGUAUCACCCACAGUGUAUGCUCGGCGUUGCCUGUCUUACCUGAUGAGUGACAUGGACAUGGCACAAGAAGCUUUGGGGGAUGCUAUGCAAGCCCAGGUGGUUUCUCCUGAGUGGCCUACUGCCUUGUAUCUUCAAGCAGCUUGCCUCUUCAGCCUUGGCAUGGAUAAUGAUGCACAAGAAACACUCAAAGAUGGCACAAAUUUGGAAGCCAAAAAGAACAAAACUUGAUAUGUAUAGACUAAUAAAUAUUUAUUUUUAUUUUCCUUUUAACAUCCGGUGACGUUUUUAUCAGUAGUCAUAUUUAGUCUUUGUAUCUAUUCUUUAUUAUGAUUUGCAUAUUUUAAGCUUUGCUUGCUUCAAUUUCAGGAUUCUUGGAAAAUUAUUUUUGUUGGUUUUGAUAA
Prunus persica (peach) is the source of this 1908-nucleotide messenger RNA. Its product is annotated as probable serine/threonine-protein kinase BSK3. The record is from RefSeq and is a predicted model, not a curated record. Gene Ontology annotation, biological process: brassinosteroid mediated signaling pathway; protein phosphorylation. Gene Ontology annotation, molecular function: protein binding; protein kinase activity; ATP binding. The transcript is spliced from 10 exons. The coding region runs from base 254 to 1735 and encodes 493 amino acids. Lineage: Eukaryota; Viridiplantae; Streptophyta; Magnoliopsida; Rosales; Rosaceae.